This is a messenger RNA of Paramecium octaurelia, 909 nucleotides long. Lineage: Eukaryota; Ciliophora; Oligohymenophorea; Peniculida; Parameciidae. The record is from the annotation of a GenBank genome assembly.
AUGUAACAUGAUUCGGCAACCUUAAAAUUGAUAAAACAAGACUUUAACUAGCAAUUUGAAGAAAAAAUUCAUAAUUUUCAAGAAUAGAUCAAUAAGUAAUUUAAGUUUUCUUGUCUUUUUUGUUUUAUAAUUGUUGUAAUCUUUCUUGGGAACUUUAAUGAUUCGGAGUCAAAUCACAUUAAAUUACACUUUUGCUAUAAUGUAUGGAUAACUUCAUUAUUCAUUUUGCACUUGCUAAAAGCAAUACUAAUCAACCAAUAGAUUCGGCUCAUCAAUGAAAACCAUAUAAUAAUUGCACUUUGGAAAAAUGUAAUUUAAAAGUAGGAAAAUGACUUAGAACUUUAAGAUUUGACUGGGAUUGAGAAUUAGACAUCAGUCAAUGAGAUAACCCAUAUAAAUGAAGGAAUUUUAUUUCCAGAAUUACUUACUAAGUUAGAUUUUAGUCAAUAAAUUUUCCAAACAAUUGAACACUUAUUAGACUUUAUUCUUUUACUUUCUGCAAUUUUGAUAUUGAUAAUAAAUUGUUAAUAAAAUUCUUUUUAGAUUGACGAAUUAAUAAUAAUGAUUGGAUUUGUUGGAUUUUCAAUCAAAAGAAAUAUUUAGUAUAUAAAAAAAUAUUCAUACAUUUUAAUCACGCCAAUUUUGUUUCCGUUUAUCGUAAUAUUAAUAUCAAUAGGAAAAUUAGCUAAGCGAUUUAAUCGACAUAUUCUCUAAAAGCGAUUAAGGAAGAAGUCAAUGGUUUCUGAUUAAAUUUAUGAAAAUUGCUAAUUAUGUUAACAUCCAAUUUAGAUCAAAGAAUGCAUUAUCCAAUUAGAAUGCAAGGCUAACCAUGCAUUUCAUUAUGAGUGCAUAAUAAAUCACAUACAGCAUUCUUUUGUCUGCCCUGUAUGCAGCAUGUUAAUAAAAUGA